UCCGUCCCGGUGCUCUUUGCUCUCGACAGCGCGGAAACUCGGUGUGGUGGACUUACUAUUACCGUCAUCCUGCUUUUCUGCAAACAGCGACCUUACCACAGUUCACGACCAUGGUCGUCCUCUCCGACCCCACCGCCGUCAAAGUCUACACAGUCAAUGGCGCCGCCACCGGGUCCUCCUCAUCCCUGCCCGACUGGCUGACACGCAAGCGCGCAGUCAAGGGCAAGGGAAAGCGUAGGGCCAUUCGAGAGGAAGUAGAAGGCACGAUCGACCUCAUACAGCACUUUGAGUUUCCCGAGGCGAGCAACAAGGUCAAGACGACGCGGGACGGGCACCACGCCAUCGCUACCGGGACUUACAAGCCGCAGAUUCGGGUGUGGGAUCUUGACCAGCUCUCGCUCAAGUUUGAGCGCCAUACAGACGCGGAGAACGUCGACUUUGUUAUGCUCUCGAAUGACUGGACCAAAUCUAUCCAUCUACAAUGCGACCGCUCCGUCGAGCUGCACACUCAAGGAGGCUUCCACUAUCGCACCCGCCUCCCGCGCUUCGGGCGCACGCUCGCGUACCACUUCCCCUCCUGCGACGCCCUCUUCGGCGCCUCGGGCCCCGAGGUCUUCCGCCUCAACCUCGACCAGGGCCGCUUCCUCAACCCGCUCCGCCUGGUCGGCGCAUCAGACGAUGGCUCGGGCACCGGCGAGGACGUCCUCGGCGUUAACUGCAUCGACAUCAACCCCGCACACCAGCUUUUCGCAUUCGGCGUGGACGGGAACGGGACGGUCGAGUUCUGGGAUCCGCGCUCGCGUUCUCGGGUGGGACUCCUCCGCCUCCCGCGCGAGCGCCUCCUUCCGCUGUCUGCUUCUGCUGUGCCUGCGCUGCCAGGGGUCGAUGACGGUCCUGGCGGAAAGUCAUUGUCGACGACUGCUAUUGCGUCGCGUGCAGAUGGGCUCUCGUAUGCAAUAGGCACUUCCUCGGGACACACCCUGCUAUAUGACAUUCGUGCCGCGCGGCCGGUUGCAAUGAAGGAUCAAGGGUAUGGCCUCCCAGUGAAGAAUGUGCUAUGGGUGGAGGGAGGCGCGAAGAUGGGCAUGGCGGGUGAAGGAAUGGUGCUCAGUGCCGACCGGAAGGUCGUUAAAAUUUGGGACCGGCAUGAGCCCGAGACGAACUUUACGUCCAUCACGCCCGCGUCGGACAUCAACGACGUGCACCAUGUUCCCGGCAGCGGGCUGCUGCUGCUCGCCAACGAGGGCAUCCACAUGACAUCGUACUUCAUUCCUCAGCUCGGGCCUGCACCCAAGUGGUGCUCGUUUCUCGAGAACCUCACGGAGGAGAUGGAGGACCAGACCGCGCGCACGGCGUACAAGGACUACAAGUUCGUCGAGCGCAGCGAGCUUGCCAGCCUCGGCCUGGACCACCUCAUCGGCACGCCGGCGCUCAAGCCAUACAUGCACGGCUACUUCAUCGCGCUGCCGCUGUACGACGCUGCGCGCGUCAUCGCGAAUCCGUACGUGCACGCAGAGGCGCGCGAGCGGGCGAUACGAGAGAAGGUGGAGAAGAUGGCCGAGACGCGUAUCCGUGCGCCGAAGAACGCAGGCGCACAGGUAAAGGUGAACAAGGCGCUCGCGGAGAAGAUCAAGCGGGAAGAGGAGAGAGAGCGGAAGAGAGAGGAGAGGAAGAAGAAGAGAAAGGCGGAGAAGGAGCAGGAGCAGGAGGCCGUCAUGGAUGUUGAUGAGGUGGUGGUGGUGGAGGAGGCAGACGAGGCGAAGGAGAGCGAGGACAAGACGGAAGAGGAGAAGGAGCGCCCGAACUUGUUGAACGAUCCACGGUUUAAGGCGCUGUUCGAGAACACUGAAUUCGAGGUGGACGAGGAUAGCAGAGAAUUUGCGUUGCUCAAUCCGAGCGCUGCGGCUCAUAGACAGAAUGGGACCAGCGCGAAGGACAAGAGACGGACAAGGACAGCGGUGGAGAGCGAGGAGAGCGCUAGCGAACGGGCCUCAAGUGACGAGGACAAGAGCGAGAGCGACGAGGAGAGUGAGGGAGACAGCAGUAGCGAAGACAGCGACACCAAAGGCGAGCUUUGGCAGGAUGACAUUCGUGCACGAAUGGCCGCUCGGAACAGCUCAUGCACAAAAGCGAGAGUGCCAUCAAAGCAACGCACGCCAAACGUGCAUCUCGUCCCGCUGCGCGCACGGGCUGACGGGUCCUCGUCGCGUGCUGUGGGCAGGGAUGCGACGUUCGGGCAGCGGCGCUCGACGCUCGGUUUCAAGGCAAACACGCGUCAGCCCGACGUACGGCGUGUUGUAGAUGGUGGUAUGGAGUUGACGUUCAUCCCGUCUUCAUCAAGGUCGUAUGAGGAGGAUGAGGAUGAGGAGAUAACCGGCGGUAGAGGGAAGAAGAGCAAGGAGGCUAAGCGGAAGGGCGUGGAGACGUUCGGUGCAGGACUACAGAGGGGCGGAGAGCCUGAGGACGCGCAGAAGGCGUUGAGUGAGAAUGAGCGGCAGGGGAGGACGCAGAGGAGGAAGGGUAUGCGGAGUGGGAGCAAAAAUACGUUUAGGAAGAGGUAGGGCUGGGAGUCUUCUCCGGGUUUGGUGCUGCUGGGAGUUUUAUUUUCCGCUAUGCAUGUUCAUGCACACAUUUCUUUGAAUCGGCCUUUUGGAGAGCAGAUCUUCAAGCACAGCUAUGGCUCUACGCAUGCUUCAGGUUGACGGUUGACUCGAGAAAUACGAGACACGACCACGUGAUUGCGACACGUCGAUGGCGCACUUAGCGCAAGCGUGCGCAGUGCAAGUGCAUUCCCCCAGAAGGUUGCGGCG
Molecule: messenger RNA, 2810 nt
Organism: Laetiporus sulphureus 93-53
Lineage: Eukaryota; Fungi; Basidiomycota; Agaricomycetes; Polyporales; Laetiporaceae
Exons: 5
Coding region: 111-2561 (816 amino acids)
Biological process (GO): maturation of SSU-rRNA from tricistronic rRNA transcript (SSU-rRNA, 5.8S rRNA, LSU-rRNA)
Cellular component (GO): 90S preribosome; small-subunit processome; nucleolus
Molecular function (GO): protein binding
Source: RefSeq, a predicted model, not a curated record